Molecule: messenger RNA, 797 nt
Organism: Cucumis melo (muskmelon)
Lineage: Eukaryota; Viridiplantae; Streptophyta; Magnoliopsida; Cucurbitales; Cucurbitaceae
Product: ethylene-responsive transcription factor TINY
Exons: 1
Coding region: 97-696 (199 amino acids)
Biological process (GO): regulation of DNA-templated transcription
Molecular function (GO): DNA binding; DNA-binding transcription factor activity
Source: RefSeq, a predicted model, not a curated record
UGUUCCAUACGAAACUCUCACAUGUUACUCUUCUUCUUCUUCUUCUUCUUCUUCUUCUUCUUCUUCUUCUUUUUCUUCUUUUUUUGAGAAUCAACAAUGGCGGAAUCCAACAAUUGGAAUUCAGAAUCUGAAAGUAGAGAAAUGAAAAGGGGAAAACAGAGGGAUCAAGAACAGAGAGAUCAGAAACAUCCAAUUUACAGAGGCGUACGAAGAAGGAGUUGGGGUAAAUGGGUGUCGGAGAUCCGGCAACCGAGGAAGAAAUCUCGGAUAUGGCUGGGGACUUUCACGACGGCGGAGAUGGCGGCACGUGCACACGACGUGGCGGCGCUCAGUAUCAAAGGUGAUUCCGCCAGGGCCAUUCUCAAUUUCCCUCAACUCGCCGGUUUGCUUCCCCGACCGGUGUCGUUAAUGCCGAGGGAUAUUCAAGAGGCGGCUGCCAAGGCGGCGGCGAUGGUGGAUUUUGAUUCCGAGACGGUGUCGUUUUCGAAUGGUGAAGAAGGGUCAGAUGAACUGGGGGAAAUCGUGGAAUUGCCCAAUAUUGAAGAGGAUAUAAGAGCCGAGUCGUGGAACGAGUUCGAGUUCAUUGACUCGGUUGAUUGGUGGGGAAAUCCGCCGUUUACGGCAGCGGAAAUGGAUUUCUGUGCGGUGUUUUCAGAUCAGAGUACGGCUCCAGUCACCUUUGACCUCGGAGAUUGAGAAUGAAAAAGAAAAUUUGUAAAAGAAAUGUCCAUUGGGGUUUGAUUUUGGUUUCGGUUGUUUAUUAUUCUUCCUGAUUAACACGAUUAUUAUUUGUGAAA